Molecule: messenger RNA, 771 nt
Organism: Pichia kudriavzevii
Lineage: Eukaryota; Fungi; Ascomycota; Pichiomycetes; Pichiales; Pichiaceae
Exons: 1
Coding region: 1-771 (256 amino acids)
Source: RefSeq, a predicted model, not a curated record
AUGGUAAAGAUAACGCAUGGUGUCCACCUGAGAGAGGCUCUCUAUAGACAUGUGUCGAGAAGUAACUCCAUCUGUGUAGGAUCUGGUGAAUUUGCUCUGUCUCCCCGUAAUUUACAUAGAAACCACGGAAAAACGUGUGAAGGACAACUGAACUCAACAUUGACGUCGUCUCCCGUAAAGAAGAUCGUCAUCCGGACAAGAACGACUGGUGGUGUUGUGAGUGGUGAUGGUGGUGACACUUCUCUUGGAAGGUCUUCAGGUGUAUCCAACGCACCCGAAUUACCUUCAUCGUCACCUUACAGGAAAAGAUUCAGGGUGAGUCCACCCCGAGUUUAUAGAGUCGAUCAUGAGCUCAAUGUCUUUCUCAGAAAAUACCACGAGGAAGGUGUUGUGAGUUUGGGGUUACAAGAUGUCAGUUUUAGAAGUCCAUGUAGAGGGGAGCAAGACGAAAACGAAUACAACCAGAGUGAACUGAGAGCAAAAAUUCUAUACUAUGACACACAUGUCGAAGCCUUGAUAGAAAUUCCAAAGACACUAAACGUGAAAAGAAGUAUACUGAUACUACAGUUGCGACACAAGUUGAAUGAUAAGCAAGGGGGGCAGCGCCGGUGCAAAGUGACCACCUUCACUCCUCGAAGUGAAGCUGCUUGGUUUCGGAGGAAACUCGCAGAAGCAAAACUUCCGCUUUAUGAUAGUUACAAGUACAUCAUCGUGAAAACUAGGAAGAGCUUGGUGGGGCCACUCAAAGAGAGUUUGGAUGAACUUUUGUAA